CAGACGAAGAAGAAGAACAGGAAAAGAACCGAAGAAGAAGAAGACUUGAACAUGAACAGGAGACACGCUUCAUAACAAGACAGAAAAUAACAAUCGAAAGAAUUAUUACUUUCAAUUUUUAUUAAGCUGCUGACUGAAUUAGGAGCAUGUUGUGUUAUCCUAAAUAGGGGCUAAAAAGAAGGGGAAGCGCAACAAGCUCCUCUUACUGCACUUAAAACCAAGUCUGAACUUGCUGACACAGUCCAGGAUUUAUCACGCAGAUGGAACAGCAAGAGGAGCCUCUGUAUGACUUCCCUGAGCCCAGCCAGAAAUCAGAGCGCAAGUUCCUAGGCCACCAAAGAGGAUGUGGAUCCCUGAGGAGCAUCAGUGUACUGGACCGGCUCUUGUUGACGGUCCCCGUAUGGCUCCAGCUGUCAAUCAACCCUGCCACUGCCCUCCACAUACUGCAAAGGGAGCCUCCAGGGACAUUCUUGGUGCGCAAGUCUCGCACGUCCAAGAGAAAUGUGCUGUGUGUGCGCCUUGUGGAUGAAAGCGUGCCAUCCUUUGUGCAGCAGUUUGGUAUCAGGGACGAACAUUCAACUCUGUCUCUUGAGACUUCAGCCAUCAGCUUUCCAGAUCUCCCAAGACUCAUUUCAUUCUACUGUGUCAGCAGAGAUGUAUUACCGUUCCCUCUGGAGCUUCCUGAAGCCAUCGCUAAAGCAACCUCCCACAAGGAGCUUGAGUCCAUCUCGCAUAUGGGAAUAGAAUUCUGGAGCUCACACCUGAAUGUCCGUGGGCCACGAGAGGCCCUGAAGACCCAGAAGAAUGAGGAGAAGACCCCGGACUCUCCCAUCUCAGCCCCACCCACUUCCAACUCACAAACAAUCCCUGCGUCCCAACUCGAUUCCGCCCCGCAGCCUGACUCAGAGCUUAAAUCUAUUCCUGAAUCGGACCCCAAUUCCGCCCUGUUCCGCGAGUUCUGCCCAAUCGAGACGCGUAGCCCCAGAGAGCUGGACUGCGGCUCGGGCCUGGGUGCUCUCUGCUUCAUCAACCCUCUCUUCUUGCAGUCUCACAGCAUCCUGUCUAAACGCCGCCUGAUGAAACGCAGCUUCAAGGUCCGGGUGUCCACCGAGACAACCACUCUGCUGUCGCCCCCGCUCGCUCCACCACCCCCGCCUCCCUUGAUGCCCAAAACUAAAGGAAAAUGUAAAGCUUUGAAGCAGACUGGGUCUCAGAACAACAGACAGGACUCCCCAGAGGAGGCCCAGGAACAGGGUCAAACACAAAUGGAAGCCACACAACUCCCAACAGUGGCGCACCAUCCACCUGACGACACAGACUACAUGCAGCCUCCCCCAGCCUUAACAUCCCGUUCUCCAUCUCUCUCUCCUUAUCUAGCACCACCCCUUCCCCCCAAAAUAUCAUCUACCCUUCACAGCCCUUCCGGCACUUCAGCCACCCACUAUCAAUUUCCAUCACUUUCACCCAAGGCUCCUAGUGCUUCAAUUUCUCCCUAUCAGUCCCCAUCUUCUUCCCCUUUCUCUCUGUCACCAUUCUUUUCCCCAUCCUUGUCUCAGCUGGCAGAGACCACCAAACAAAAAACACCCGAUUCCACAGGAAUUCCAAAGCAAAGCCUAGAGAUGGCAUCCAGGGUCGAAAUAAAUGAGUAUGAUGAAGUGGAGGGACUACACAAAGAAAUGGAAGCAGCUACAGUUGAUGACACAGGGAGUUGUAAUUCCUCCGGUAGCCGUAGGGAGGCAGCGGAGACGCCACAACAGACCGCAGUACUCCUACCAAGCAAUGACACUGCAAACUUUUAACCAACGCAGUAAAUUUGUUAUUGGAGGCAUCAAUUAUACAUGGUGACAGUAUUGCACAAUAGUUUAAUUCGAAUAAUUGGAAUGCGUAAGCUACAAUUUGGGCCUUAUAUGUACAGUAUAUAUGCACACACAAAUAAGCAGCAAGCACAAAAGAUUUCUAUCAAAUAUUUUAUUUUGGAACAUAUUUUCUGUCUUAAGAUGCACAAUAUUUGAAUACUGUCAUGUUAUUUCUUCCUCUUAAACCAGGUAAAACAUGUUUUGACAUCCAAAAUGAAGAAAUGGCAGUAUUUUAACUUGCAGAAUCAUCAACAAAGAGACAAGUUGAAUCAAUGCAUGUGUUUAACUUGUCAUGGACAGUACGACCAUAUCAAAGAACUUUUUUAUUCUGUCAGCAAAUAGACAUUUGUCAUCAUGAAAUGAAUGAAAUAUUAACCAUGUGAACUAGCGCUGUGGUUUUGUCUACAGUAGAUUUAAUAGAUCGCACUUUUUGGCUUUGAGUAACAUGUGAGUCAGUUAGUUUUAUGAGAACUAAUCUAAGAGCCACUAAAGUCUAAUUGGAUCCUCAAGGACGAGACGGCCAUCAACACCAACAGGAACAAUCUACUCUGCUCAACUCCAAGAGGUCGGCUUCUAGUUUGUCGUCGUCUUGGAAGCGCUCAGUGAAGGACUGAAUCAAGCCUGAUGCACUGCCUUCGUAUUCUACCAGCUCAAUGCUCUCCUCUGGGGGACACAAAAUAGACAUGCAAAUUAGAUCGAUACUUUAUUAAUCUCCAAGAGAAAUUCACAUUUCCAGCAGCUUUGCAAA
Messenger RNA from Dunckerocampus dactyliophorus (ringed pipefish), 2604 nucleotides. RefSeq names its product ras and Rab interactor 1-like. Lineage: Eukaryota; Metazoa; Chordata; Actinopteri; Syngnathiformes; Syngnathidae. The transcript has 7 exons. The coding region runs from base 261 to 1799 and encodes 512 amino acids. The record is from RefSeq and is a predicted model, not a curated record.